Molecule: messenger RNA, 2597 nt
Organism: Mesoplodon densirostris (Blainville's beaked whale)
Lineage: Eukaryota; Metazoa; Chordata; Mammalia; Artiodactyla; Ziphiidae
Gene: ALOXE3
Product: arachidonate lipoxygenase 3
Exons: 16
Biological process (GO): linoleic acid metabolic process; lipid oxidation
Molecular function (GO): protein binding; metal ion binding; oxidoreductase activity, acting on single donors with incorporation of molecular oxygen, incorporation of two atoms of oxygen
Source: RefSeq, a predicted model, not a curated record
AUGACCGAGAUCCCAGGCACCCCACGCACCUGGGCUCUCCUGCCUACCGCCCCAAGGCCAAGGGCGGCCCGGAGCGGAAAGAAGGCCACGUGGGGCCUUCAGAUGCUGUGCGCCCGGAGACCACUUCGGUCCCCAGACCGGCCCUAUUCCAAGCGAGAGACUGAAAUCGGGCGUGCCAAGGACCGGGGACACAAGAGGGCCGGGCUUGGGGGUGGUGGCUCUGACACAGCGGCUCAGCAGCCCAGCAGCCCAGCCCUGCCUGGCCUGCGGCUCACCUCCUCCAGGCCGGCUGCCGGGGGCAUCCUUCCUUCCCUCCCAUCAUGGCGGUGUACCGUGUGUGUGGGCACUGGUCCCUACCUGAUGGCCGGCACACUGGACAACAUUUUUGUCACACUGGUGGGCACAUGUGGUGAGAGCCCCAAGCGGCGGCUGGAUCGCGUGGGAAGGGACUUAGCCCCUGGAUCGGUGCAGAAGUACAAGGUACGCUGCUCAGAGGAGCUGGGUGAGCUCUUGCUGCUGCGGCUCCACAAGGAGCACUACGCUUUCUUCCCCAAGGACUCCUGGUACUGCAGCUCUAUCUGCGUCACUACCCCCAGUGGUACUCUUUGCCACUUUCCCUGCUAUCAGUGGAUUGAGGGCUACUGCACCAUAGAGCUUCGACCAGGAACAGCAAGAACUAUUUGUCAGGACUCCCUUCCCCUCCUUCUGGAUCACAGGAAAUGGGAACUCCAGGCCCGACAGGAAUGCUACCGCUGGAAAGUCUAGCCCACCCCUGGCUUCCCCGGCAUUGUAGACAUCAGCAGCCUUGAGGAGGUGGAGUCAGAUAAGAAAUUUGCUUUGAUCAAGACGGUGCCUUGUGCAGACAAGGGCGACAGUGGGAAUAGGUACCUGCCUGGCUUUCCCAUGAAAACUGACAUCCCAUCCUUGCUGUCCAUGGAACCCAAUAUUCGCUACUUGGCCACUAAGACAACCUCGCUGCUCUUCAACGCCAUCCCUGCGUCCUUGGGCAUGAAGCUUCGGGGGCUGCUGGACCGCAAGGGCUCCUGGAAGAAGCUGGAUGACAUCCAGAAUAUCAUGUGUUGCCACAAGACCUUCACCUCAGAGUACGUCACUGAGCACUGAUGUGAAGACCCCUUCUUCGGAUACCAGGACCUGAACGGUGUCAAUCCUGUCAUGCUCCACUGCCUCUCCAGCUUGCCCAGCAAGCUUCCUGUCACCAAUGACAUGGUGGCCCCCUCGCUGGGACCAGGCACCUGCCUGCAGACAGAGCUAGAGAGGGGGCUCAUCUUCCUAUCGGACUACUGGAUCCUGGUAGAGGUCCCCGUCCACUGCAUAAACGGCCGCCCGCAGUACGCAGCCUCCCCGCUCUGCCUGUUGUGGCUCAACCCCCAGGGGGCGCUGGUGCCCUUGGCCAUCCAGAAGAGCCUGGGCCAGACCCCCGGGCCAGACAGCCCCAUUUUUCUGCUCACUGACUCCGACUGGGACUGGCUGCUGGCCAAGACGUGGGUGCGCAACUCGGAGUUCCUGGUGCACGAGAACACCACGCACUUUUUGUGCACGCAUUUGCUGUGCGAGGCCUUCGCCGUGGCCACGCUGCGUCAGCUGCCCCUCUGCCACCCCAUCUACAAGCUCCUGCUUCCGCACACUCGCUACACGCCGCAGAUGAACACCCUCGCACGCGCCACGCUGCUCAACCCAGAGGGCCUCCCAGCUGUGUUCUCUCCUCAGGUCACGUCCAUCGGGAGGCAAGUCCUCCUCUACCUCAUGAGCACUGGUCUGGCCCACUUUGCCUACACCAAUUUCUGCCUUCCGGACAGCCUGCGGGCCCGCGGCGUCCAGGAUAUCCCCAACUACCAUUACUGAGACGACGGCCUGAAGAUCUGGGCGGCCAUUGAGGGUUUUGUCUCAGAAAUCAUGGGCUUCUAUUACCCCAGUGAUGCGUCUGUGCAACAGGAUUCGGAGCUGCAGGCCUGGGUUGGAGAGAUCUUUGCUCAGGCGUUCCUGGGCCGGGAAAGCUCAAGUAUCCCCUCCAGGCCGUGCACCCCGGGAGAGCUGGGGAAGCUCCUCACUGCAGUCAUCUUCAACUGCUCCGCCCAGCACGCUGCCUUCAACAGUGGGCAGCAUGACUUUGGGGCCUGGAUGCCCAAUGCCCCCUAAUCCAUGAGGCAGCCCCCACCGCAGACCAAGGGGACCACCACCCUGAAAAGUUACCUAGACACCCUCCCAGAAGUGAACACCACCUGCAACAACAUUCUCCUCUUCUGGUUGGUCAGCCAAGAGCCCAAGGAUCAGCGGCCCCUGGGAACCUACCCGGACGAGCACUUCACCGAGGAAAGGCCGCUCCGGAGCAUCGCCAUCUUCCAGAGCCACCUGGCUCAGAUCUCGCGAGACAUCCGGGAGCGGGAGCGGACCCGGGGCCUGAAGCUGCCCUAUACCUACCUGGACCCUCCCCUCAUCGAGAACAGCGUCUCCAUUUAACCCCUUCCUCCUACCACCCGGAAAGCCCAAGCGUGAGGAGGCCCAGCUUCUCAGGGUCCUCAAGGCUCUUCCGUCUUCCCUGUUCUCGGUCAGCGUGAACUUUCUCUGCACCUGGGGAC